GGGUAUUAUUGACAUUUCCUCCACACCCACCACCUUUUCUUCAUUCGCGCAAAUUUUCUGCAACAUUCAACACAAAAUUUGCAGGGACGUACGCACCUGGCGCAGCAUAGUUUCAUUCGGAUCCUCUCUCCCAAUCAUCUACAUCGUCCUUUCUUUUUCUCUGUUAGCGUGUGUGUGUUAGUAUAAACCGAAAGAUCUGUGUUUUGUAGUCAUUUUUUGCUUGCGGCCUUUUCGCUGGGAUUUGAGAUGGCUAGGAGGAGGAAAACUGGAACUGCUCCGUUGAAGGAAAAAUCGAAAGUCUCCUGGACAGUCAACAUGAGCCCGACUGCUAGAAAUUUGACAAAGAAUGAACUUGGGGCUGUCAUAUUUGGGUGCAAGCAUCACACAAUCAAGGAGUGCUUGCUUAAGCAGAUGUUUGGAUUGCCAGCUUCACAUUAUUCAUACGUGAAGAAUGUUACCCCUGGCCUUGCUCUGUUUCUUUUUAACUAUAGUGAUCGGAAACUUCAUGGUAUUUUUGAGGCGGCAUCCCCUGGGCAGAUGAAUAUUAAUCCAUAUGCAUGGAUUACUAGCGAGGGUGCUGAGAUUACACCAUACGCUGCACAGGUACGAAUCAAUGUUCGGAGGCAAUGCAGGGCUCUGCUUGAGAAAGAAUUCAAACCAAUAAUUGCAAAAAAUUACUAUGCAGAGAGGCUUUUUUGGUUUGAACUUGACAAAGAACAAACUAGUAGAUUGACCAAAAUAUUCUUGUCAUCACCAUUGCCAGAGAAGAUGCCUCGUGCACCCAAUGCAGUUCAGUGGAACAACAUGUUUGAAUUUUUGUCUAACUCUGAUGUAAAUGAUGAUGCUGAUGAGGAUUUUAAGAAUCUAGACUCCCAAGAAUUUUCUGAAAUGGCUGAGACUAAGUUAACGGAGAAUGACAAUUUAGAUGCCUCAGUAGUUGUUAACAAAGACGCAUUUGCUCCAGAGAAGAAGUGGACUGAGUUGUUCAAAACUUCACCACCUUCAAGUGUAGUGGAGAGUCAUGCACGAUCAGAAUCUCAUGAAGUAAAACUAGAUUCAUCAGUGUCAGAUCAAUUCGAUAUGGAGUGGGAAUUUGCCUCAUCUUCUCACAAGAUGAAUAACCUGCAUCGUGAAUCUUGUAAAGAUGCAGCUAAUACAAAGUAUGAUUCAUAUGUGGUGGACUGUUGGGAACAACAUGCUUUAAUGUACAGUGAUGCAAUGAAAAUAUAUGAAAAUAAGUUAUCAUGCUUGCAAUAUCCUGAGCAAGACAGUGAUAGGCCUUCUGACUUGAAAGAUGGCAUAUCUUCCCAGAGCAGGACUUCUGUGGAUGGAAAGGAUGGUGAAUUGAAUCCCUUGGAAUUGGAGUCCGUGGUUGCCAAAGAACCUGGAGAAGAUGUGCUUGAUACCAAAGAAGAAGUAAGAUUUUGCAAUCCUUUGGCACCCAAAGAAAAGUGUGAAAGUGACCAUACUAUGCCAAACUUGACAAAUGGGGUCUUUCAUGAGAACAACAAUGCUAUGUCUGGAGAGGUGCUGAUAGAUAUACGGCCUUCUGAUUUUGAGUCUGUGAUCAUUAAGUUAAUGCGAGAAAUUGAAGGGUUGAAGGACUCUCAGUUGAAACAAAUGCUAAAAGUUGAUUCUCUGGAGCAUGAGUUGAGCCAAUCUAAACUAGAAAUUGACCAAUUGAAGAAGCGCUGCCACAAGUUGGAAUCUGUUCCAUUUUCUGCCAAGGACCACUCCGACAUACAGGACUGUGAAUCCACAAAUUUCACAGCUGAGGAGUCCGUACUAGUACUUGGAGGAUUUGAUGGUUGCUCAUGGCUUUCAGAGUUGAGUUCGUAUUCUCCGUCCGAGAACCAUUUUAAAUCACUCUGCCCAAUGACCUUUUUACGUUCACAUGCUUCUGUAGCCAAGUUGAAUGGCGAACUUUACAUCUUUGGUGGUGUUCAUGAUGGUGUAUGGUAUGACACAGUUGAAUCAUACAACCCGAUGAGUAAUCAGUGGGUCAAGCAGCCUUCUUUAAAUCAGAAGAAAGGAAGUCUGGCGGGAGCGUCGAUUUAUGACAAACUUUUUGCAAUUGGUGGGGGAAAUGGAGUUGAAUGCUUCUCAGAUGUGGAAUUAUUUGAUCUAAACAUUGGAAGAUGGAUCUCCACUCAAUCUAUGCUUGAAAAGCGUUUUGGUCCUGCUGCAGCAGAUAUGAAUGGUGCAAUAUAUGUUGCUGGUGGCUAUGAUGGAAAAGAUUACUUGAGAUCUGUCGAAAGAUUUGAUCUGAGGGAACAUGCAUGGACUCGCAUUGGUAGUAUGAACACGAAGAGGGGGUGCCAUUCAUUGGUUGCAUUCAAAGAAAAAAUAUAUGCUUUAGGGGGUUAUGACGGAGAUAAAAUGGUUUCCUCUGUUGAGGUUUUUGAUCCACGUGUUGGUUCAUGGAUGAUGGAAGAACCUAUGCAAGCUGCCAAGGGAUAUUUUGGCUCUUUCGUGUUAGGGGAAAAAAUAUAUGUCAUUGGUGGCUGUAUGCAAGAAAUGGAAAUUUUGGAUGUGAUUGAAUCCUACUCGGAGGGUUGUGGUUGGCAGGGGGCUGGACAGACGGCCCUUGGUAAAAGGUGUUUCUUUUCUAGCCUUGUGCUGUGAACAAGGAAAAAACAUGAUACAACGUAAUGCAGAGUCUCAGAGACCUUUAUGUUUGAAUAUUUCUUGCGAGCUGGAGCCUAUCAUAUUGAGAAGCUG
Sesamum indicum (sesame) is the source of this 2721-nucleotide messenger RNA. RefSeq lists its product as uncharacterized. NCBI's taxonomy places the organism in Eukaryota, Viridiplantae, Streptophyta, Magnoliopsida, Lamiales, Pedaliaceae. The record is from RefSeq and is a predicted model, not a curated record. Gene Ontology annotation, biological process: response to endoplasmic reticulum stress. Gene Ontology annotation, molecular function: protein binding.